AAAAAAAAUUAAGUUAGCCAGCAGUUCAUGAACCGCCUAGGAACUGUAUAAUAGCAAUAAUUAGAGUUAUAAUUUGUGACAAAAAUAAAUCGUGAACCAAACCGGCCUGAGGCUAAGUCUCUCAAUAUAUAUAUCCUCAGUCUCUAUGCUUCCCAAUACAAGCUUGCAAUUAAGUUUUCAAAGUUGAGAUCCAGUAAAUUUGAAUGGCUCAUCCAAGCUCUUGCCAUGGCAAAGCAUGCAGAUGAUGAUCUUGAAGCAGGUAAUUAUUAUGUGGUUGAAGGCAAAUAUUUGAGAUUGUGCACAUCAAUGGCUUCUCAAGCCAACAAUGAUGAUGGUGAUCUUGAAGCAGGUACUUAUUGUGUGGUUGAAGAAGGCAAAUAUUUGGGAUUGUACAGAGCUAUAGUGCAAGAAAGUUGGGAUAAUGAAGAUCAAAAAUUGUUCAACCAACAUGAUAUUGUUGUUCCUCUGAACAACAACUUAGACACUGCAUUGCAUGUUGUUGCCCGCCGCCAUGUUUCCCUUUCCUUUGCAGAGAAGCUUGUGGCAAAGUUGCCUGCAGAUAAUGAUGAAGCUCUUCUUCUCAAAAACCGCAAGGGCCUAGCCCCACUUCACCUUGCUGCUCGUUAUGGAAACCUUGAGGUGGCUAAAAUUCUUGUUCAGAAGAAUUCUAAGCUCCUCUAUGAUCGCUGCAAGAAAGAUCUUUUCCCCAUCCAUUACGCAGCUCAAAACACUCUCAACAGCGUGGAAGUGUAUCGCUAUUUCUUGGGUGUCACUAAGGAUAAUGAAGAUGGGGAAGUUAACCCAUAUGAAGGCCCAAGUGGUGCCACUAUUCUUGUUAACUUAAUCAAGUCUAAAUUCUAUGUGGUGGCAAAGGAGUUAGUUGAUAAGUACCCUGAUUUGACUCGUCAUCAUACACUAGACAAGGAAACAUCUCCUUUGGAGGCCAUAGUCAAAUACGAUUGUCCUAUCUUAAACAAAACUACAAUACACCAGUUGUUUUCGAAGAUCAUUGUACAGAAAAAAAUGUUGAAGCAGGAACAAGAAGCAAUGGAGCUUCUUAAAUGUUUGUGCGAUAAACUAAAAACCCUAAAUGGCACACAAGUUGCCUCACUUGCAAAAACAGCAAUAAUUGAAGCAGCGUACUUGGACAUUGAAGAGGUGGUUCAAAACAUUGUGGAAGCAUAUCCUACGACGGCUUAUUACCAAGAUAAAAGUGGGCGGAAUAUACUUCACAUUGCAGUAGAGAACCGUUGCAUCAAUGUUUUUAACCUUGUUUGUGGUCCUGGUCGAACAAGUGUGCUCAUGCAUGAUUUAGUAGAUGAAAGAGACAACAAUGGAAACAACAUUGUGCAUUUGGCUGGGAAAUUGACACCUCCACACAAGCUAAAUCUUGUUUCUGUUGCAGCUCUAAAAAUGCAACGGGAGUUGCAAUGGUUUAAGGAAGUGAAAAAGAUCUCACCACCAUAUUUCUCAUCACUGAAGAAUAAAGAUGGUAAAACACCCGAGAUGGUGUUCACGGAUGAGCAUAAGGGCUUAAAAGAGGGAGCAGAGAAAUGGAUGAAGGACACAGCAACUUCAUGCACAAUUGUGGCAGCCCUAAUUGUUACUGUCAUGUUCGCCGCCGCAAUUACAGUUCCAGGGGGCAGUCACGGCGGUGAAAAUUCAAACGACGCCUAUAUUGGUAACAUUACAUUCCCCGUUUCAAAUGUAUUUGGCCCAGGCUUCAAUACGGCUAAAAUAGUUGCAGUUCCCAAUGCCACAACUCACACAAGUGGUGAAAAUAAAGACCAGAUUAAAGAGGGCUUCCCAAUCUUCACCCAAAAGGGUUCUUUCACAGCUUUUUACAUUUCAAAUGGGGCAUCUCUCUUUACAUCCGUUACUUCUCUUCUCCUCUUCUUGUCCAUCUUAACUUCACGGUUUAAAGAAGAGGAUUUCCUUUAUGCUCUUCCCAGGAGACUAAUUAUAGGCCUCUUCACCUUGUUGAUCUCCAUAAUAUUUAUGAUGGUAGCCUUUUCCACCACGGUUUUUCUUGUAUUUGGCAGCAAGAAAUUUGGUGAUGAACCGGCUGCAAUUGUUUUGGUUGUAGUCUCAUGUGUUCCGGUGGUUUCAUUUGUGAUUCUUCAAUUCCGGCUUCUUGUAGCUUUAUUAUGGUCUACUUAUGGAUGGGGCAUUUUCCAUAAGCGACGUGACAUUCCCCAAAUGUUAUUUUGACAAAGUUCAGGCUUAUGUGCUGCCAAAGAAAUCUUUAUGUAAUCUAGACAACUAGCUGAUUGAGUUUUUUGAUUUUAUUCCGUGUUGUAUUUCUACUUUGGUUUGUACCAACUUUGUAUUGGCUUUGAUGGACAUUGUUUAGAGCAUCCUUAUCAGUGGGGAUAUUUCGCUGAUGAGUUUUUGUAAGUGUGAUUAGUAAA
This is a messenger RNA of Ipomoea triloba (trilobed morning glory), 2411 nucleotides long. Its product is annotated as ankyrin repeat-containing protein ITN1-like. Lineage: Eukaryota; Viridiplantae; Streptophyta; Magnoliopsida; Solanales; Convolvulaceae. Bases 226 to 2211 code for a protein of 661 amino acids. Gene Ontology annotation, molecular function: protein binding. The record is from RefSeq and is a predicted model, not a curated record. The transcript is spliced from 6 exons.